CCGCGAUAGCCAGUCGAAGCCGCCGGUUCAUCCACAUGGUAGCCGCCCACAUGCAGGUUCCGCCGCAACUGUCUGCUUCAUCGCGUCUGGGGUCAUUUGGCUUGAUUGCCGACGUCCAGUACGCCGACGACGACGACGGGUGGAACUACCGGCAGACGAAUCGUCGGUAUUAUCGCCAUGGCCUUCAAGUCCUUCGGUGGGCCGCCGCCGAGUGGAUCGACGAAGCCGCAACAGUGUCUCCUCGCAUGCGCUUUGCAGUGGACCUGGGAGACGUGAUCGACGGCAAGAACGAACCGGUGGGACAGUCGCUCUCGGCUCUUCGGGCGACCACCGCCAUCUUCGACGAGUUCCAGGACACCGUCGGCCCCGUGCAUCACUGCGUCGGCAACCACGAGCUGUACAACUUCUCCAAAGCCACGUACGUUGAGGAGCUCAUCAAGCACACCCAGUCGCGCCACGUCGGCGCCGAGAGCCUCCCGCCGCCGGGGACUUCCGUGGCGUACUACACGUUCACAGACCCAACGCUCCCGUCGUACUUGUUCGUCGUGCUCGAUCCGUACGGCCAAUCUGUCAUCGGCAGCCCCGUGGACUCGCCUGAAUAUGCCAACGCCGUCGAGUUUUUAAACGUGCACAACCCGAACGUGAACAAGAACUCUCCGCUGGGGAUGCCACGCGAUGAAACCCUCCGAUGCACGGAAUUCAAUGGCGCCGUGGACGACGCGCAGCUGGCGUGGCUGGCGCAAGUGCUGGCGACCGCCGCCUCCCAGCGCCAGAACGUUGUGGUCUUUUCGCAUGUGCCGAUUCAUCCAGACACGUGUCGGCCGGGCGGCGUGUUGCUGUGGAACUUUGCCGACGUUCAAUCGAUGCUGGAGCAACAUGCCGGUGUCGUGCGCGCCGUCUUCUCGGGCCAUUCGCACAGAAACGGAUACACAGAAGAUCGAGGCAUCCACUACAUGGUGUUCCAUGCCGCCCUGGAGUGUCCUCCCAGUGAAAACGACGAUGCGAAUCGGGCGUAUGCGACCGUGGACGUGUACGCCGAUGGGCUGCACGUCCGAGGCGCAGGGGUGAUUCCUACGCGGACGCUGGCCUGGUCCGCCAAAUAAACCAACACGAACAACCGAAGAUGAUUUUUGUCCCCACUGUUUGUACAGUCAGUAUGUAUUCCAACCACACGACGAUCAUCGAAUGAUAUUGGAUAAGAGGG
This is a messenger RNA of Aphanomyces astaci, 1204 nucleotides long. RefSeq lists its product as hypothetical. NCBI's taxonomy places the organism in Eukaryota, Oomycota, Saprolegniomycetes, Saprolegniales, Verrucalvaceae. The transcript is spliced from 3 exons. The record is from RefSeq and is a predicted model, not a curated record. Bases 36 to 1103 code for a protein of 355 amino acids. Gene Ontology annotation, molecular function: 2',3'-cyclic-nucleotide 2'-phosphodiesterase activity; ADP-ribose diphosphatase activity; manganese ion binding.